Molecule: messenger RNA, 948 nt
Organism: Mesocestoides corti
Lineage: Eukaryota; Metazoa; Platyhelminthes; Cestoda; Cyclophyllidea; Mesocestoididae
Source: the annotation of a GenBank genome assembly
AUGGGCGAAAAGAGCGACAGUGAUGAUGAUUACAUGUCAGACAAAUUCCUGAACCCACCUGAUGCGCCUUCUCGUUCAGAUUUGCUUCUUAACAAUAAGAAGCAUCAUAAGUCCGUAGAGAACCCGCAACGUUUCCAAGGCGUAACAAAGGGGAAGCAAAUGGUUGUUAAGCGCGAGGAGGGUUUGAAAAGGCGUAUUGGGGAAGAUAACGUUGGGUUUAAAAUAAUGAAGAAGAUGGGUUUUACGGGUGAGGGUGGAAUCGGCAAAAAUUCUGAAGGUCGCUCAGAACCGGUACCAAUAUCCGUAAUCGAUGGACGCAAAGGCCUUGGUCUCCACAAUAUAAAGGAAAAACGAGACGAGGCAUUCGCAGCAGCCAGACAGCAGCGUGAUCUCAAGAUAUCCGCUUUCCAGUCUGAUUUUCGCGCUUCCAUGGCCUCAAGGUUUUACAUGGAGCGGGUUCAGCGACAACUGACCGCCGCCCGGUCAAUUUGCAAACAACUUGACUUGGCUCAGUCCCUAGAACAGCCUGUUGAUAAGGCAUUUUGGCCCCCGGACGAUUUGACAGCAAAACUGCUUGCUCAGUCGAAGGUGAUUCGACGGGAAAUCUGCCGGUCAGAGCCUCGGCGCAGUUGUGCCAAAAAACCUAAACACCUAACCGUCCCACCAAAUAAAACAGAAGAUUCCCCAGAAUCCCUGGAUGCGCCACUCGGAGAGUACGACUCUGUCCUCGGCAUCGAAUCUGAUGAAGAAUAUUACGAUGUCGACGCCGCUCAGCACGGACCCAUCGAAUCGGAAGCAAGCGUUGAAUCGCCUGAUGUGAUCCUGGCUCGUCUUUCCGUCUACCUAAGGGAGUCCCAUUCCUACUGCUUCUGGUGCGGUGAGCAUUACUCAAACAAUUCCGACCUCAUGACCAACUGCCCAGGUCCGUUAGAGGAAGAUCACGGGUAA